Botrytis deweyae is the source of this 501-nucleotide messenger RNA. RefSeq lists its product as uncharacterized. The transcript has 5 exons. NCBI's taxonomy places the organism in Eukaryota, Fungi, Ascomycota, Leotiomycetes, Helotiales, Sclerotiniaceae. The record is from RefSeq and is a predicted model, not a curated record. The coding region runs from base 1 to 501 and encodes 166 amino acids.
AUGAAAUUCAACCAUCUAGCAAGUUUCAGCUUCGGUCUGUCGUGCAGCUUGAUGCUGUUGUUGGGGGGGAGUGUGUAUGCGGAUGAGAUGGGGAGUGGAAAUGUGGAUGUGGAUGUGGAUGCGAAUCUGGAAGGAGAGUUUGCGAGGGAGUUUAGGGGGGUGUGGGGGAGGGCGUUGAGUAAUUUGCAGAUUUUCACGGGCUCUAUGGGUGGUGUGUCGGCGGAUCCGAUAACAAAUUCCGGGGAUCAUGCGAGACCGUAUAUGGUUGCGGGAGAUACUUUUCCAGCAUUCGCAGACGCCUAUUCUCGCUCCUGCGCCAACCAAAACAACAAAUGCGCCGACGCAGCUAAUAAUCCUGCAAAAGCCGCUGCGGAUUUAAGUGUGGAGGGUUGUCAAACUCAGGAGUCAUCGUGUUUAGCGGCGGGAGCAACGGCUACGCAGACGAACUUUCAGGUGCUCACGAGUUCGAAUGCGGAGUUUGAUUUUGUGUGUGAUUCUUAG